AUGUCUCACGAAUCACAGAUCAAAGUCAACUUUGAUAAUGAACCUUAUAGAAACGAGGAGUUUGUGGUGAAUUAUAAAGCACCAUUCAAUGCUGAACCUAGACCUGAACGCUUGGUUCAAUCGUUCAUUACACCAAUAGAGCAUUUCUAUGUCCGAAACCAUGCUCCAGUACCAGUAAUCAAUCCAGAUACCUACAUGCUAAAGAUUGAUGGACUUGUAGAGAACCCUGUACUCCUAUCACUCAAUGACAUCAAGACAAAGUUUGAAAAGAUUACAAUCACUGCUCAUCUCCAGUGUGCAGGAAACAGAAGAACAAUGAUGAGUGAACAUAAGAAGGUUAAGGGUGUAGGAUGGGGCAUUGCCAGUCUUUCGAAUGGUACUUGGUCAGGUUGUAGACUGAGGGAUGUACUGAUGUAUGCCCGUGCAAUGCCUUUUGAAAGUGGCGCACAUCAUGCUUGUUUCUGGGGCCUCGAUUUUGGCUGUCCAGAGGACAAUGGCAAGUCAUAUGGCAGCUCGAUCACAAUGGAGAAGGCACUGGAUCCCACUGGCGACGUUCUGUUGGUGUACGAGAUGAAUGGACAGACCCUGCCUCGCGACCAUGGCUUCCCACUGAGGGUUGUCGCACCAGGCAUCAUUGGCGCACGAAGUGUCAAGUGGCUGGACAAGAUCACCGUCAGCAGCACCGAGUCGGAGAGCUUCUUCCAGCGCCGAGACUACAAGAUCUUCCACAAUGGCAUUGACUGGGACAACGUCGAGAAGAACUGGGACAACCAUCCAUCGCUCCAGGAGCUGUCGGUGCAGAGUGCCAUCUGUGUGCCAGCGCCAAACUCCCGUCUCUUCCUCCCAUUCACCCUUUAUGGCUACGCUACAGCUGGAGGCGGUCGUAAGAUUGAACGUGUCGAUAUAUCUCUAGAUGGUGGUCAGACAUGGGAUCUUGCCGAGCUGAUGGGUGAGAACAAAGGACCAUGUAGCCGAUACUGGGCAUGGACUCUGUUUAGGUACACAAUCAAAUCUAUCGAUUCAAAGGUGGCCAAGAAGAUCAAUAUAGUCUGCAGAGCAUGGGACUCUGCGAGCAAUACACAGCCAAAGUUUGUUGGCGAUAUUUGGAACUUAAGAGGAGUGAUGAACAACUGCUGGCACAAUGUCGAGGUCACUGUUGAUCCACUGUGUUCCAAGUUCUAG
Molecule: messenger RNA, 1182 nt
Organism: Acytostelium subglobosum LB1
Lineage: Eukaryota; Evosea; Eumycetozoa; Acytosteliales; Acytosteliaceae
Exons: 3
Coding region: 1-1182 (393 amino acids)
Cellular component (GO): mitochondrion
Molecular function (GO): molybdenum ion binding; oxidoreductase activity
Source: RefSeq, a predicted model, not a curated record